This is a messenger RNA of Symbiodinium sp. CCMP2456, 781 nucleotides long. NCBI's taxonomy places the organism in Eukaryota, Dinophyceae, Suessiales, Symbiodiniaceae. The record is from the annotation of a GenBank genome assembly.
CUGUCGAAGCGAACUUGCCACAGCAAACAGACGCUACGACUGUGCGAGUUCCCCCGACGGUGCUCUCCCGGUGCAUGCGCGGGGGCAAGACCACAGUGCUGAUGCACGUCUUCGACGAGCUGAAAUAUGCAUCCAAGAACCCUAUGUUCAUAAGCUUUAAUGGGGACUCUCUAAUCGGGCAGCUCCAGAACGAAAGCGUCCUGGAUACAAUGCAGAGGGCGAUCGCCGCUGCAUUGCUGAAAGAGAAGCCCCAGAACAGAAGUGAGGCUGAGCGACUUCUUUGCAGGCAGGACGUCUUGGAGGAGUACCUGGAGAACAAGAAGGUUGGCGCGUUCCUGCGCGAGCAAUUCCUCGACCCUCCAGGCCGAUACCUGAUUUUCAGCACUCAUGUUCCAACCAGCGUGGGCCUGUCCCAUCUUUUGGGUCGGGGCUCAGGCAGCACUCGUACAGCAAAGGCUGUAGAGAUGCCCAGGUCGGAUAACAUGCAGCAACUCAGGAGCAUGCACCAACGCUGUGAGGCUUUGACUCCUUGCGAGGCCAUCUUCUAUGGACAAAUGCCAUCCCUAAUCUACUCUGUGAAGACGCACAGCUUCGACAUACUGGCACGUUUCCAGGCAAUAGACUGUGGGCAAGCAGCAGAAGCCUUGACCAAAUCUUUUCUCUCAGAAUUCUUCUCAGGUGUGCGGGGUCGAGACUUAGAUCCGAUACGAGCCUUCGAUAGCCUCACCGAAUCUCCAGCCAGCGGACAGAUUCGGUGGAUCCUUGCCUAUGUGGGCAAAAU